Molecule: messenger RNA, 2212 nt
Organism: Prorocentrum cordatum
Lineage: Eukaryota; Dinophyceae; Prorocentrales; Prorocentraceae
Source: the annotation of a GenBank genome assembly
UUCUGGCCGGGGCAGUAGGAUGCUGGCGACAUCGCCGAGAUUGCAGCGAGUCGAGUGCCAUGGUCUUGCUGAGGCGGCAUGCCUCCCAUGGGGGCGCUAUGUUGAAGACCACACAGGGCGGCCUUGACCGUACUCGAAGCGGUCACAAAACGAACAAGUUUGGCGCCGUAUGCGAACAUCGAGUGUUGAAAAGAAACCGCAUUGAUGCUCGCUGGCGACCUUGCUCGUGCUCGGAGCGGCCAAACAAAGAAUGGUUUGGCACCGUGUGCGGGCAUGUAGUGCUGGACAUCAACCGCAGUGAUGCUCGCUGGCGGCUUUGCCCAUGCUCGAAGCGGCCAGACCAACAAAAAGCAGGAAGGCGGUGAAACACGCCCUCGACGAGCGUCACUGCCAAAGUAGGGGCCUUCCAGCAGGCCUGGUCAAAAGUGCACGAAAAUUCGAACAGGCAGGAGAGAGGAGGGAGGAAGGAUGGGGGAGUGAUGGAGCAUCGCCCUCGACGAGCGUCUCGACGGAAGUCUGGCCCCUCCACUAGCCCUGGACAAAGUGCGCAGACAUUCAAACAGAGAGGAGGGGAGGAGGGGGAGGGGACACGGCGGACGACAGGGGGGAGGAAAAGAGGAACGUGAUAUCAUCAGCGGCGCGCUCACGGCCCCAACUGGCAUCUACCAAACGGCCAAGGGUGCAAGACUCAAUGGCUCCACGGAGGACGGGGGAUGGGAGGAAGGAAGGACAACGACGGCGGACGACGGAGGGGGGGGAGGAAAAAGGGAACGUCCUGUCAACAGAGACGCGCCCACGGCUCCAGCUGGCAUGGUGCUGCAAGACUGCAACACAUCCGCCGUCGUUGCUUGCCAGUACUAUGACAGCGAAAGAGACCAGUCAUCGCAGGCAGCUGCAACUGGAACAUCGGCCGCUCCGAGGCGGUGAGACAGGAGCGCGGACAGGCAGGCCGAGCAUGGCCCGAAGUGAAAACGCUGCCAUCGCUGAGUUGUGUCAUCCAAGUCGCACGGACCUUCAAGAAUCCACGGGCAAGGAGGAGGAGGAAGGAGACCACAUACCCGAGGAGGUCCGUCCGACCGCCGAUCUCGACCUCGGCCAACGCUAGAGCAUCGACAGAGGGAGAGUGGGCUCCUGCUGGGUGGCGCUUGGAUUCUUUUUCGGCCUCCCGAGGGGCAUCGUAACCCUUUGCCACUUCUGCCAACAGCAGAACCCACAAAACGGGGCGCUCGAAACAGACCAUUUGUGAAACAGAUCGCCUCAGAUGAGAGGCAAAAAGAGAAGAAGAGAUUCUGAUCCCUUCAGGCCGAGCCCCCCACCCCGUUCGAGAGAGAGCCGAGAGGCACAGGGCGAGCCGAGCCGCAGGCUUCGGCAACACGUACUCCGUCUGGCACUCCGGGAACGUCCUCGACCGCAUCAUGCAGACGCAUCAGGUGCCUCGAUCGAACCCCCCCACCCCACACGGGAGGCGGAGGAGGGAGGCGGAAGGUGGUUCCCAGCAGGACUGGAUCGUGCGCCAGGCGCGCUACAGACCAGCCAACGCUGCGAAAGCGCGCGCGCGCGCGCUCUUGCCACCAGAGGGCGCGCGCAUCGUAGACAUCCGCAUCUGCCGCCUCAGCGCCUUCUGAGGCGGUGCCACAGACGGAGGCUUAGGCACCGCGAUAUGCAGAACGCGCCUCUGAGCGACAGCCUUCAACACGCACGGGCCUUUGCGAUUUCAAAGGCUACUACAAUUGCUACUACCACGCACAACUACUCCCACAACACCUGGAUCCAAGCGGAACGACCGACGCUGAGGGUCAGAGCGACAACCUCUGGUAAUUAUGACCGUCAGCCGUCAUACCUCGUGCAUCACAUCACUGUACGCGAUGAACGAUACUCGGGGGCGAUACCUCGAUUCAUCAUCUGUCGAUCCAGCUGCUGUGUGCUGUUCGCAGCCGCCGCCCGCCGCCACGCCGCUGUCGCCGCACCCGGGAGGAGGAGAAAGAGGGGAGGAGGAGGAGGAGGAGGAGGAGGAGGAGGCGCUGCAAGAACGGGGUGGGGCUGCGCCCGCUGCCCCUCCACCGGCUGCGCCGCUCCGCCGCAGUGCGCUGCGUCGGGGCCCACGGUUGCUGCCGGCGUGCUCCCGGGCCACCGCCGCCGCCGCCGCGGCGGCGGCGUGGCGUGCCUCGGGGGCGCCUGGUGGCGGAGGGGCUGCUCUGCAAGAGCGGUUGUG